Messenger RNA from Drosophila gunungcola (fruit fly), 810 nucleotides. RefSeq names its product peptidoglycan-recognition protein SA (gene PGRP-SA). Lineage: Eukaryota; Metazoa; Arthropoda; Insecta; Diptera; Drosophilidae. Gene Ontology annotation, molecular function: peptidoglycan binding; zinc ion binding; N-acetylmuramoyl-L-alanine amidase activity. The record is from RefSeq and is a predicted model, not a curated record. The coding region runs from base 18 to 623 and encodes 201 amino acids. The transcript is spliced from 3 exons. Gene Ontology annotation, biological process: innate immune response; peptidoglycan catabolic process.
UCAGAUCUUGGCACACAAUGUUUCCCGCUCGCAUUGGAUCGCUGUUUUUGGUGGUGACGAUGGUGGCGGCGAUUCUAGUGAUAGUGGCCGCCGGAAAGGCGCGUCAUCGGGCGGACAACUGUCCGACCAUCAAGCUGAAGCGCCAAUGGGGCGGUAAGCCAUCGCUGGGCCUCCAUUACCAAAUCCGUCCCAUCCGCUACGUGGUCAUCCAUCACACGGUCACCGGCGAGUGCAGCGGUUUGAUAGAGUGUGCCGAUAUUCUUCAGAACAUGCAGACUUAUCAUCAAAAGGAGUUGAACUACAAUGAUAUCAGUUACAACUUUCUGAUCGGCAGUGAUGGCAUUGUUUACGAGGGCACUGGCUGGGGAUUGCGAGGAGCCCACACCUAUGGCUACAACGGCAAUGGCACGGGCAUAGCCUUCAUCGGGAACUUCGUGGAUAAACUUCCAACGGAUGCGGCUCUGCAGGCGGCCAAAAGUCUUCUGGCCUGCGGGGUGCGACAGGGGGAGUUGAGCGAAGAUUACGCCCUGAUCGCCGGUUCCCAGGUGAUCAGCACCCAGAGUCCAGGACUGACGCUUUAUAACGAGAUCCAGGAGUGGCCGCACUGGCUUUCAAAUCCCUGAAAUUCCACAAAAAUACACUCUCUUCGUUGUGACGAAAGCUUCGAUAACCGAUUGACGGGCAGCUGGAAUUUACAGUUAUUAAUGGCCUUCCAAUACACUUCCAUUAAAAAAACGCAUACUUUUGUGCAUUCAACUUUAAUGUAAAGCGUAAAUCAUAAUUAAACGACAAAUAAUAAGAGACCGUAAA